GUGUCUCUGGGUUUAGAAACUCUGUGCUAAUAGUUACACUGUCAACAUCAGACAAACGCCACAAAAAACUCUGACAGCUGAAUAAAACAAAUUAAUAUGGAUGACGAGGUGUUGACAACUUUGAAAAUAUUGAUAAUAGGUGAGAGUGGUGUCGGAAAGUCAAGUCUUCUCCUGAGAUUCACAGACGAUACUUUUGACCAAGAGCUAGCAGCAACCAUAGGUGUGGACUUUAAAGUAAAAACAAUUGCAGUGGAUGGGAACAGAGCCAAGCUUGCUAUUUGGGACACAGCAGGACAGGAGAGGUUCAGGACCCUGACGCCCAGCUACUACCGUGGUGCACAGGGAGUCAUACUGGUGUAUGAUGUCACUAAACGGGUCACGUUCACGAAGCUGGAGAACUGGCUGAACGAACUGGAGACAUACUGCACACGGAACGACCUCGUCAAAAUGCUGGUCGGGAACAAGAUUGAUAAGGAGGAAAACCGUGAAGUUGACAGAAACGAAGGCCUUAAAUUCGCAAGGAAACACUCCAUGCUUUUUAUUGAGGCCAGUGCUAAAACACGGGACGGUGUCCAGUGUGCCUUCGAGGAGCUGGUGGAGAAGAUCCUCCAGACCCCAGGGCUUUGGGAAAGCGACACCCAGCCUCGGGGCGUCCAAAUGGGGGACCAGCAGCAGCGCAGGCUGGGGGGCUGUGGAGGAUACUGCUCCAUUCCAUAAACCAGAACUGACCCAAAACCCAAACGGCAUACUGGAAACCAGAAACUGAGGAUAUCAAGAGGAUAAUACUGUGUGUUCUGGUGCCAUCUGCACCUUCGGUCUUGGUCAAAAGGACUUACACACUUCCUGUACCAUUAGUCAGUUAUCACAGUGCAUUAUGGCAUGUUCAAAGUAUGGUUGGUAUUAAUCACGUAUAAAAGAUAAUGGUAAGGAAGUACAGGGUUUUAACUAUCAUGGGUUGUUAACCACACCAACUCACAUGUACGUCUUGUUGAACACAUGGUGAAAUGUUGAAUUUCCUCUCUACAAUAUAAUAUUGAAUGUUUUCUACAUGUUUAUGCAAUACAGUAUGUUACAUACAUCAAGUUAAAAUAUAAUCACUGCAUCAUGUCAAAUACCUACCAAGUUAUACCAAAAAUAGCUUUGCUAUUUACAGUUGAUGUCGGAAGUUUAAGUACACUUCGGUUGGAGUCAUUAAAAUUUGUUUUUCAACCACAA
Molecule: messenger RNA, 1215 nt
Organism: Coregonus clupeaformis (lake whitefish)
Lineage: Eukaryota; Metazoa; Chordata; Actinopteri; Salmoniformes; Salmonidae
Product: ras-related protein Rab-18-B
Exons: 7
Coding region: 97-717 (206 amino acids)
Molecular function (GO): GTPase activity; GTP binding
Source: RefSeq, a predicted model, not a curated record